This is a messenger RNA of Phragmites australis (common reed), 2820 nucleotides long. Its product is annotated as pentatricopeptide repeat-containing protein At1g10270. Gene Ontology annotation, molecular function: protein binding. NCBI's taxonomy places the organism in Eukaryota, Viridiplantae, Streptophyta, Magnoliopsida, Poales, Poaceae. The transcript has 2 exons. Bases 77 to 2395 code for a protein of 772 amino acids. Gene Ontology annotation, cellular component: chloroplast. The record is from RefSeq and is a predicted model, not a curated record.
UCUCUUCUUCCUUCCUUCCUUCCGCCGCCGCCGCAGCCGCCCCCUCCCCGCUCGUCUCGUCUCGUCGAAGGGGGAUAUGGCGCUCUACAGCCGCCUCCUGCUCCUCCGUCGCCUCUCUCAUCUCCACCCAUCGCUGGCCCCCGCCAUCUCCUCCUCAACACCACCCACCCUUGCAGGGCUCCUCACCCCCGUGGGGCGCCGCCACCUGGCCUUCUCCACCGCCGAGGAGGCCGCCGCCGAGCGCCGCCGCCGCAAGCGCCGCCUCCGCAUCGAGCCGCCGCUCCAAGCCCUCCGCCGCGGGCCGCCGCCGCCGCGGGACCCCAACGCGCCCCGCCUCCCCGACACCACCUCUGCCCUCGUCGGCCCGCGCCUCAGCCUCCACAACCGCGUCCAGUCCCUCAUCCGCUCCGGGGAUCUCGACGGCGCGUCCCUCACCGCCCGCGCCGCCGUCUCCUCCCGCGUCCGGCCCACGGUCUUCACCUGCAACGCCGUCGCCGCAGCCAUGGUCCGCACCGCGCGCCACGACGACGCCGUCGCCCUCUUCGAAUUCUUCUUCCGCCGCUCCAACAUCGUCCCCAACAUCGUCUCCUACAACACCCUCAUCCUCGCCCACUGCGAGGCCAGCCGCGUCGACGCCGCGAUCCAGGUCUACCACGACAUGCUCGCCUACGCGCCUUUCUCUCCCUCCGCCGUCACCUACCGCCACCUCACCAAGGGCCUCGUCGCCUCCGGCCGCAUCCUCGAAGCCCUCGACCUCCUCCGCGAGAUGCUCAACCGCGGCCAGGGUGCCGACUCCCUCGUCUUUAACAACCUCAUCGCCGGCUACGUUGACCUUGGCGAUUGGAACAAGGCCUACGAGCUCUUCAACGAGCUCAGCGAGAGGUGCCUCGUCUACGACGGCGUCGUCCACACCACCUUCAUGGAGGGCUACUGGAAGCAGGGCAAGGACAAGGAGGCCAUGGAAAACUACCAGUCCCUGCUCGACAAGGGCUUCAAGAUGACGCCCGCCACCUGCAACGUUCUGCUCGAGACGCUCUUCAAGCACGGCAAGCACAAGGAGGCCAACGACCUGUGGGAGACCAUGAUGGACAACCACACCCCUCCAAGCUUCAUCGGCAUCAACGCCGAGUCCUACAACGUUAUGGUCAACCAGUGCUUCAAGGAGGGAAAGUUCCAGCAGGCGAUCGAAGUCUUCCACCGCCAGCCGAGGAAGAACGUCCAGAUGGAUGUCGGCUGCUUCAACAACAUUAUCGGCAAGCUCUGUGAGAACGGAAUGCUUUCUGAGGCGGAGAAGCUCUUUGAGGAGAUGGAGACUAAGUCUGUCCUUCCAGAUGUGUACACCUACAGCUACCUCGUCGUCUCAUGUUUCAAGGAAGGCCGUGUGGAUGAUACGAUGCAGUAUUUCUACAAAAUGGCGGAUGGGAGGGAGCACGGGCCAAAGUUCAAUAUUGGUUUCUUUAAUCGCAUGUUUGAAGGACUUACAGAAGCUGGCCGGAUUGAUGAUGCCUUGAAGGUGUACGGGAGGAUGCCUGACAAGGAGAUCAAACCGAACACAACCACAUUCGAGAUCCUUGUUAAAACCUUAUGCAAGGAAGGGGACUUGGAUCGAGCACGGGACCUGGUGAUGGACAUGGCAAGGGGUGGUGUUGUGCCCACCCCAGAGUUUCGUGAGUAUGUUGUUGACAUUUUCAAGAAUGCCGAUCGCCAGGAAGAAAUUGAGAAAGCUUUUGAAGAAAAGGCAGUGCCAACACCUCAGCCAAGGAUAGAGUAUCGCCCUUGCAGUUCACCGGUGCAGCAACCGCAACAACCAACAUUUAGUGCCCCUCAAAAUCAGCAGCCCAAGUUUGGCACAUCUCGUCCAUGGCAGUCAGGUUUUAGUGCUUCUCAAGCGCAACAGCCUGAGAAUGGUGCACCUUGGUCAUCACAAACUUAUGUUGGUUCCCCUCAGCCACCACAGCCACAGUUUGGCACUUCUCAGGGUGUACCAGGGUAUAGCCACAUAGGAAAUCAGCCACCACAGCAAGGGUAUGGUGCUUUCCAAGGUCACAAUAGUUUUGAGCCUCACCAAGGACAAGUAGGAUUUGGAACUCAAGUAGCACCACCUGCAUAUGGGGGUUCCCAAAGUCAACCCUCAUAUGGUACCCACUGGAGCCACAGUGGUUAUGGAUCACCCCAAGGGCAACUGGGACAUGGCGGUUCUCAAUGGUCGCCACAUGCUUCUAACGUACCACAUCACCAGGCAAGUUUUGGUAUGCCACAUGGCCAAAAUAACAACGGGUUUCCUCAUGCGCAAUCUAAUUUGGUAGCUCGUCAAGGUCAGACUGCUGUAGGUGCAAAUGAAUAUGAAUCAAAGUUUGAUGGUUCAUAUGGCCAACCAAGGAAUGGCAAAAAAUGAUAAAAUCAGAAGAAAAGAAAGGGGGAAAAUAGAGUGGGCAGGGAAAUGGCUGUGUAUUACAAGUUCAAAAGUGCCAGAGACUAUGACUCAAGAGGUCCGCAUUACCUCAGCUAAGCAUAACGAAAGUUGAUGCUUUUUUAGCUGAGUAUGCUGAUGAGGCUACUAUGAUACCAAAGAACACAUCAAUAUUGAUUCGGCGGAUACCAGGACGGCCAAGGAGGCCUAUUGUCACAGAACCUGAAGAGUACUGUCUUGAUCUUUGAUUUCAUACUUGUACACUUGGGAAUAUACUUCUUAAUUCUUGUUAGUGAUGCUCUAAGAGUUCACACCUUAUGGCUAUCUGCAAGGGGUGCUUUAAAUUUGUAUAUUUGAUUGAUCAUGCCACUGAAAAUGGUCUAUGACGGUAUUGAAGGCUGCUUAUCAGU